AUGGCCUCCGUCUCAGAGCUCGCCUGCAUCUACUCUGCCCUCAUUCCGCACAACGGUGAGGUGACGGUCACGGAGGAUAAGAUCAAUGCCCCCACUAAAGCAGCCGGUGUAAAUGUUGAGCCUUUCUGGCCAGGUUUGUUUGCAAAGGCUUUGGCCAAUGUCAACAUCGGGAGCCUCAUCUGCAAUGUGGGGGCUGGUGGACCUGCUCCGGUAGCUGGCGCUGGACCAGCAGGAGGUCCUGCCCCAUCCACCACUGCUGCCCCAGCUGAGGAGAAAGUAGAAGCAAAGAGAAGAAUCUGA
Molecule: messenger RNA, 300 nt
Organism: Budorcas taxicolor (takin)
Lineage: Eukaryota; Metazoa; Chordata; Mammalia; Artiodactyla; Bovidae
Product: 60S acidic ribosomal protein P1-like
Exons: 1
Coding region: 1-300 (99 amino acids)
Biological process (GO): cytoplasmic translation
Cellular component (GO): cytosolic large ribosomal subunit
Molecular function (GO): protein kinase activator activity; ribonucleoprotein complex binding; structural constituent of ribosome
Source: RefSeq, a predicted model, not a curated record